GUCGUCGACUCCGUUGGAAAACAGCGCCUCAAAUCUCCCACCGCCAGUUUUCAUCCUUCAAGUACCUGUAUGCUUCGAAAAUGGACUUCACUCCUCGCCCUUUGUUGUUGGAAGAGGAGACUCUGGACUGCUACUCUCCCGAUCAGUUCUAUCCCGUCGCUGUCGGCGAAGUGCUCAAUUCUAGUUAUCGAGUUGUGGGAAAAUUGGGGUAUGGUGCGCAAGCUACUGUGUGGUUGUGUCGGGAUGUUAGGGAUCGCAGUUUUGUCGCCGUCAAGGUCUGUUGUACUCGGAAUGGUUAUCAAUCGGCUCGCGUUCAUCAGGAAUUGCAAUUCUACGAGCGCGUCAGUUCGCUCCAGACUACCACAAAUCAUCCUGGCCAAUCUUUCAUUCGUGGUCUCCUCGAAACGUUUGAAAUCGUAGGCCCGACGGGCCAACAUCUCUGUCUGGUGCAUACCCCGAUGCAUAUGACUAUUCGAGAGUUUCAAUGCUUGAAUUCGUCCUGUCGAUUGAACGAGACGCUGUUGCGGUGGACUUUGAGUAAUGUUUUGCAAGCGCUUGCAUUUUUACAUGAAGAAGCGGAAGUUGUACAUACUGAUAUCAAUCCAUCCAACAUCAUGAUGACUGUCGCCGACGAAUCUCUUCUCGAGCGCGUGGAGACGGCCGAAGCGGAAAACGCGUUGCCCAAAAAGGUUGUAGACAAUCUUCGAACUAUAUACACCUCUCACAAACUUGGUCUUCCCAAGGACGGGCUCUGGGGCCAACCAGCUCUGUGUGAUUUCGGAGAAGCUCGCAUCGGAAAAUUUCACAAAGGUCUCAUUCAGCCGGAUUUGUACCGCGCCCCUGAAGUGUUGUUCGGGAUGGAAUGGGGUCCCAGUGUCGACAUUUGGAGUGUCGCAGUUAUGGUGUGGGAUCUUCUUGAGAACAGACACUUGUUUGACGCUAUUCAUCCCGAGAAUGGGGAAAUGUCCGCAACUCACUACGUUGCGGAGAUGGUUGCGUAUCUCGGAUUGCCUCCACGGGAGUAUAUCCAUCGAAGCGAAACCACGGCCAAGGUUUUUGACAAACAUGGUCAAUGGAAAAACGCAGGAGGAGUCGCUAUCCCUUCGCUCUCGCUGGAAAGUUCCAUUACUACUGCUUUUGACGGCGAGAGGAAGCGUUUGUUUCUGGAAUUCAUCAAGUCUAUGCUACAGUGGUUACCUGAAAAGAGAAAAACGGCUUCGGAACUCCUCCGGGACCCUUGGCUGAAUGCGAAAUGUAUUGUUGAGUGAGUGAGUGAGUGAGUGAGUGAGUGCGCAAGGUAGGAGGUAGCUCGGCUAGAUGAGGUACUGUAUACUAUAUGGAGGGAAGGAAAGCCCGCCAAGCUUUCAAAAUUGCCGACGUAGGUACUUACUAGUACCACCUCAGCUGACGUUCUAGACUGGCUUCCAUGUAUUCUACCCACUUACAUGUACUUACCGUUCUUG
Molecule: messenger RNA, 1463 nt
Organism: Sphaerulina musiva SO2202
Lineage: Eukaryota; Fungi; Ascomycota; Dothideomycetes; Mycosphaerellales; Mycosphaerellaceae
Product: kinase domain-containing protein
Exons: 5
Coding region: 81-1268 (395 amino acids)
Biological process (GO): protein phosphorylation; regulation of mRNA processing; spliceosomal complex assembly
Molecular function (GO): protein kinase activity; ATP binding
Source: RefSeq, a predicted model, not a curated record